AUGUCGAACCCAAUAAAAGCACUGAAUGAACAUUUUUAUUAUAACACAAGACUCGCGAAAGCACUACAGCAGCUUUUAAAUCCCAGUGAAAGAAAAAUGAUACAGACGUGGUUUGAUAAAUUAAUAGAUAUGGAUAAAACAACGGAACAAAUGGUCAUAAGGAGUGACUACAUGUGGUUUAUCCUGUUAAUGUUGCAGAGCAAAAAAAUUAGGGAACCCUUUAAUAAACUACCACCACCUCAGUUAGUUCCCUUAAAGAAGUUUGUGCCUUUGCACGUGUAUGAAGAUGUACUAAUUCUGAAUGAGCCCAACAUGGUAUACAUAGACAGAAGGAAGAAACGACCUUCACUGACGGAUGAUUCUGCAAACACUACCUCUUGUUCUACACUGGAUCAACAUUUGUAA
Anoplophora glabripennis (Asian longhorned beetle) is the source of this 405-nucleotide messenger RNA. RefSeq lists its product as uncharacterized. Bases 1 to 405 code for a protein of 134 amino acids. The transcript is spliced from 3 exons. The record is from RefSeq and is a predicted model, not a curated record. NCBI's taxonomy places the organism in Eukaryota, Metazoa, Arthropoda, Insecta, Coleoptera, Cerambycidae.